AUGUACCGUCUUCGCGACCCAGCGGAAUAUAUAUCGAAAGCAAAACAUGGACGGGCCGGUCACAUCAUGAGAAGAAUCGACGAAGAAUGGACCAAAAGAGCGCUAGAGUGGAUCCCAAGAGAUGGUAAACGCUCUCGAGGGAGACCGCCAACGAGAUGGGGUGACGUGUUCGCUAAACGGAUGGACCAGCUGAGAGCUCAGCUGGAUGCGGCUCAAGGUCACUCGCGAAACUUGAGAACAUCUUGGAUGAAAAAGGCGAAGGAACGAAAUGAGUGGAAGAGAUGCUGGGCCCCGAACGUCCAGUGA
Necator americanus (New World hookworm) is the source of this 306-nucleotide messenger RNA. RefSeq lists its product as uncharacterized. Lineage: Eukaryota; Metazoa; Nematoda; Chromadorea; Rhabditida; Ancylostomatidae. The transcript has a single exon. The record is from RefSeq and is a predicted model, not a curated record. Bases 1 to 306 code for a protein of 101 amino acids.